AUGUUUGUGUGGCGGGCUAUAGAAGAGAAAGUGCCAACGGAAGCGGCAUUAAGAGAUAGAGGCAUGAACCUUCCUGAUGUAAUCUGUAAAACUUGUGGUGCAGCCGAAGAAACUGCUGGCUCAUGUUUUACUACAAUCAAAAUACCGAUGGUUAACACAGCCGGGAAUCUAAAAGAAUUAUUGAAGGAGCUAAACAAAGUACAGAGGAACUGGAAAAUAAGAAAAGCAAUACAUGCAAUCGCAGUCCAAACGAUGUGGACUUUAUGGAGAGUUAGGAACGAUAAUGUGUUCAAAGGAAAGCAAGCCGCGAUACAAAUAACUGUGGAAGAUAUAAAGGAAAACUCUUAUCAAGGGGUGAAGAUGAAAUCAAAGUUUAAUAGGAUAACACAACAGGAAUGGUGGGAUUUCAAUGUAGUAUUGUAA
Helianthus annuus (common sunflower) is the source of this 423-nucleotide messenger RNA. RefSeq lists its product as uncharacterized. The transcript has a single exon. Lineage: Eukaryota; Viridiplantae; Streptophyta; Magnoliopsida; Asterales; Asteraceae. Bases 1 to 423 code for a protein of 140 amino acids. The record is from RefSeq and is a predicted model, not a curated record.